This is a messenger RNA of Aspergillus campestris IBT 28561, 2020 nucleotides long. Its product is annotated as proline--tRNA ligase. The coding region runs from base 91 to 1884 and encodes 597 amino acids. NCBI's taxonomy places the organism in Eukaryota, Fungi, Ascomycota, Eurotiomycetes, Eurotiales, Aspergillaceae. Gene Ontology annotation, cellular component: cytoplasm; aminoacyl-tRNA synthetase multienzyme complex. The record is from RefSeq and is a predicted model, not a curated record. Gene Ontology annotation, molecular function: ATP binding; proline-tRNA ligase activity. Gene Ontology annotation, biological process: prolyl-tRNA aminoacylation. The transcript has 4 exons.
CUCUUCUUUUCCACUCCGUUUGCUUGUCACCUUCCUCUCCCUUGACCUCGCGCUUUCGUUUUCUUCUCUGCUACUCGACCCUCCGUCAAAAUGGCAAGCCAGACCGCCGACGCCUCUAUGGCCUCUGACGCCCAAACCCUGCCUGAUCGCACUCAGAACCCCGCUGAUAACGCCCCCGCGGGAGAGGUCUCCAAGAACGCUGCGAAGAAAGCCGCCAAAGCCGCGAAGAUGGCUUCCGACAAGGCCGGUAAGGCCGCGAACAAGGGGUCGGGAAAGCAGGAGAACAACAAGCCUGCCGCAAAGGCCUCCAAGAAGAAGGCUGACGGUGCCGCUCUGAUCGGCAUUGAUGUGACCAAGGAGGAGGACUUCCCCGGCUGGUACCAGCAAGUUCUGACCAAGGGUGACAUGCUGGAUUACUAUGAUGUCUCCGGGUGCUUCAUUCUCAAGCCUGCCUCGUUCUCGAUCUGGGAGGAGAUUCAGCAAUGGUUCAACACGCACAUCAAGAAGAUGGGUGUCAAGAACUGCUCGUUCCCUCUGUUUGUGUCGGAAGAUGUGCUGCAGAGAGAGAAGGACCACAUUGAGGGCUUCGCCGCCGAAGUUGCCUGGGUGACUCACGCUGGCUCUACCCCCCUGGAGAAGAAGAUUGCCAUCCGUCCGACUUCGGAAACCGUCAUGUACCCAUACUACUCCAAGUGGAUCAGAAGUCACCGUGACCUUCCCCUCAAGCUCAACCAGUGGAACUCCGUCGUGCGGUGGGAGUUCAAGAACCCCCAGCCGUUCCUGAGAACCCGUGAGUUCCUGUGGCAGGAGGGCCACACUGCUCAUUUGACCCAGGACGCUGCCCAUGAGGAGGUCAUUCAGAUCCUGGACCUGUACGCCCGCAUCUACGAGGAGCUCCUGGCCGUCCCCGUGGUCAAGGGCCAGAAGACGGAGAAGGAGAAGUUUGCCGGUGGUGCCUACACCACCACCGUGGAGGGCUACAUCCCCUCCACUGGCCGCGGUAUCCAGGGUGGUACCUCUCACGGUCUCGGUCAGAACUUCAGCAAGAUGUUUAACAUCACCGUCGAGGAUCCCUCCGCCAAGGGUGACGAGAAGAAGCCCCCUAUCCACGUCUGGCAGAACUCCUGGGGUCUCUCGACCCGUACCCUGGGUGUCAUGGUCAUGAUCCACAGUGACAACCGUGGUCUGGUGCUCCCUCCCCGCGUCGCCGAGACCCAGACCGUCAUCGUCCCUGUCGGCAUCACCGCCAAGACGACCGACGAGGAGCGCCAGAAGCUGUACGCCGAGAUCGACGGCCUGGUCGCGGUCCUCGACGCCGCGGGCGUCCGCGCCGUCAGCGACUUGCGCGAGGGCUACUCCCCGGGCUGGAAGUUCAACGAGUGGGAGCUCCGCGGUGUGCCCCUGCGCAUCGAGUUCGGCCCCGGCGAAUCCGCCGGCCACUUCGUCACGGCCGCCCGUCGUGACAUCCCCGGCAAGGACGGCAAGUCGACCGUCCCGAUCCCCGAGCUGUCGACCGCGGUCCCGGCUCUCCUGGAGACCAUCCAGGGUGACCUCUUCAAGCGCGCCGACAACGAGUACAGCGCGCACCGCAAGAUCAUCACCAACUGGGAGGACUUCACCCCCGCCCUGAACAGCAAGAACGUCUGCAUGAUCCCCCACUGUCUCACGGAGGAAUGCGAGGACCAGAUCAAGGAUAUGAGCGCCCGCAAGGCCGAGGAGGAGACCGGUUUGGCCCAGGACGCCAAGGCCCCCAGCAUGGGCGCCAAGUCCCUGUGUAUCCCCUUCGACCAGCCCGAGGGCAUCAAGAAGGGCGAGACCAAGUGUGUCAACCCCAAGUGUGACCGUCUGGCAGAGAAAUGGUGCAUGUUUGGCCGUUCCUACUAAACGCGACUUAGCUAUUCCUAUUCCACAUUUAGAGAGAGAAGCUAUUUUACUUUACCUACAUUAGCAUGGUUGCUAUGAGACUUAUGAAUUUUAUUCUGUUCUUUUCUUCUUAUUAAAUCCUUCUUAUGAUCCCCCC